AUUCCUGGUAUGCUGGCCGGGCAGAGUUCUACAAAACCUAAAUAUAGCUUGAUAUAUCGGUGUUAUGCAGUUCCCUGGGUACGAUGUAUAGGUUACACCUGUUUGGCACUUGUUCCUCUGAAACGUACAUUAGGUCCAUUUUAAGUGGCGAUAUUCAGACAAGGAGAAGCUGAAUAUGCGAAGCUGAACCUCGCCUGAUCUAUGGCUAUGAAGGAUAUGUGUGUCAGCUAGUCCUUCCCCACCGUGGUGCCCAACCACAGCAGCAACCUGCAGGCGACAAUUGCAACUUCUCGCUUCUGGGCGGGACGCGAACCGCCGACCCCCUCGGAUGAAAGGCCAGAGGCAACAUCAGGAAGAACGGAUUCUUUAAGUUGAAUAACACUGCGUAGUACAAUUCUGAAUCGUUGAAAAGUUGAUUAUUGCUUUCUCGUGACAAUUACUUCGCUGGUCAGUCGGUUUCAUAAGGUCACUGUUAUAAUCGUCUACUGUGUAUUUGAAGGCAAUAGACAUAGACGAGACCUGAAUAAUGUAUGGCCCCACACUUACCUUUUACAUGUUGUUUGUCUACGACCAAGUUUUACAUGUAGGGGUAGCAUUUCUUAACCAUUCCUGUCUUAUACAUUCAGUGGUUGGUCAUUUUUCGGUUGAAAUGACACACUCAUUCCCCAAAAUAUGAAGCUGAAAUAUAUACAUAGGCCUAUAUCUUGUUAAGAAUGUAUACUUUAGUUUAGCGCUUACGUAGGCCGCGCCCCACUGGCAGCGAGCUGGCGCGAGCGAGCUGAGGCGAGACGAUUUGAUGUGGCCAUACUGGACGCGAACAAGAGCUGGCAACAGCGCGAGCAGGCGCGGGCCAAAGCGGGGAGAGUUGACAGUUACCUUUUCUCGCUUGAGCCGCUCGGGAAAUAUGGAUAUUGACAACCUUAUUACGGAAGUUUCUAUGACUCCCUGCAUUUGGGAUGCGUCGCAUAAACAACACAGUGACCGAACAGUUACAGCACAGCAGUGGAAAAGGAUUGCAGAAAAACUGGGAGUUUCUGAUGAAGCGGCGAAGAAGAAAUUUAAGAAUCUCCGUGAUCAGUUCAGACUCGAGCUGAAAAAGGUACCCUUGGAGAAAUCGGGGGACCCAGAGUUACAAAUGGAGGAGUAUCUCACCAUCUGGCCGUGGUUUAGAAAGAUGUACUUCCUAAAAGACCAGAUUCUGAGGCGAGCGAACACUGGCAACUCAAGCGGCGCUUCGGCAAAGCGAAAAUACGAUAUGGAUUACACCGAGGGCGAAAUAGCCGACCAGCCGUCUCCUUUACAGGUCUUCGAUGGUAUUCAGAAUUACCUCGCAAAGGGACAAAGUGAGGACUCGGACUGUUCGAAGAAAAUGAAGGAGUCUAGUCUGCAAGUCAAUUUUCUCGAGAUGGUGAGGAAACAAGCGGAGGAGGAACGAGACGGUGACAGGAUGUUCCUCUUGAGUCUCUUGCCCGCGAUGAAAUCCCUGGAACCACAGCGAGCUUGCUUGUUUCGCAUAAAAGUACAACAGUUACUGUACGAGGCGCAGUUUUCUCAAGACUUUGGUCAGACGUUUUCAGAAUAGACUACCGGUGAUCCUUAACACCUUAUCGAUUUAUAAAUUUAUAUCUGAGAGUUUGAAUUACAGACCAUGUACUUUUCUAGUUGUUAUACAGAAAAGAACUCGCUAAAUUCGAGAUUAAGCAAUGUUUUCCACAAUGCCCACGGUUUCCUGUUGCGUAUUUAUUAUUUUUUUCUUUUCAAAAUGACGCACUCUGCAGAAAAACAUAUAGAUACUUUAAUUCUCUGAUUGUUAUAAUUAUUUUUUUAUAAUAUGUAUGUUA
Messenger RNA from Penaeus monodon (black tiger shrimp), 1841 nucleotides. RefSeq lists its product as uncharacterized. The transcript is spliced from 2 exons. Gene Ontology annotation, biological process: regulation of transcription by RNA polymerase II. Gene Ontology annotation, molecular function: DNA binding. Lineage: Eukaryota; Metazoa; Arthropoda; Malacostraca; Decapoda; Penaeidae. Bases 797 to 1582 code for a protein of 261 amino acids. Gene Ontology annotation, cellular component: nucleus; transcription regulator complex. The record is from RefSeq and is a predicted model, not a curated record.